AUGUCUAAUCAGAUAUCAAAAGAAGUUGGCAAUUACAUCCUUACAGAAGAACUUGGAGCAGGCUGUUAUGGGAAAGUCUACCUUUGCAAGAUCUUGAAGGAGGAAAAUAUCCGACAUGAAGUCAGGCCCAGAAUGCGUAAAGGACGAAGAAUUGCUUGUAAAAUGAUUUCUCUAAAGGGACGUCAUGAGAGAGAGAUCGAAUACUUUCUCAGUGAAAUUAACAUGAUGAAAAAUCAGAGCCAUAGAAACCUUGUUAGGUUCAUAGAUGUGAGCAAAAGCAAUAAUAAUGUUUACAUAUUUAUUGAAUACUGUAAUGGAGGAAGCUUGAGGAAUCUAUGAAGAGCUAAGAGACCGAGACUUAGUGAAUCUCUUGUCAGAGCAAUAUCUAUUGAAAUUGCAAAAGGUAUAUCCUAUCUCAGCGGUCAGGAAAUUGCUCAUAGAGAUCUCAAGAUUGAUAACAUUAUGAUACAUUUCCCAAAUCUUCCAAAGCAGCUAAGUGAAAAAUUUUCUUAUUUGAAGGAGUUUGACCACAAUAAAGAUGAAAUAGAGGUUAGGAUUGGAGAUUUUGGAGUUGCAAAAUCUUUCUUAAAUGGAAAUUUAGCAAACUCUAAACUUGGGACUUACACAACAAUGGCUCCAGAGGUUUAUAAUGAGAUAAACUAUGAUUUUAAAGUUGAUAUUUGGUCGUUUGGAGUAAUAGUUUACGAACUUGCUUUUGGCAAAUUGCCAUUUUAUGGAAAGAAUGCUCAAGAUCAUGAAGAUAUUCUACUAAAAGGAAAUUAUAAAAUACCUUCCCAAGCAAAUAUUUCACUUGAACUCCUUGAUUUAAUUCAGAGAUGAAUCCAAUACAGACCCUCACAAAGAAUAAGCUAUGAAGAUAUAUUAAAGCAUCCUUUUAUGACUGGAGAAGAUAUUAAAUCUAAUGAAGGUAUGAAUAAUGCUUCAGAAAAGAACAAGAGAGAUAAAAUUGCUUACCCCUCUAGUGUUGAUCAAGUAAACUUUGGAUUCUUGAAUUCAAAGAAGAUUUAUUCAAUAGAAGAACUUCAAGUUAAAAUUGAUUUCUGUAAUGAAGAAGCUAAAAAGAAAAUGGAGCCUAGAAGUUUUAAAAAGCAUUCUCCUCAAAAGCGUUGCAAGGAAAUCAAAGCUAAUGUUGAAGAGACAGAAGAAAAGAAGACUAUUGGUUUAGAAAAGGAUUGCAAUAAAGAAGAAAUGAAGAUACAGCAUGAAUCUGAACAAAAAGGACCAUCUCUUGAUCUCCAAAAGCGUCUUACAGGCCCCUCAUCAGCCGACGAAAAAGCUACUUUCCAGGCUGAUUUAGAUACUAAAAAUGGUUCUAAUGAUGGAGAUUCUCUCAAAUCAGAUGAUUUUGAGGAUAUUCCAAGUUUUAAAAACAGCGAAGAAGAAGUGAAGCUCAAUAAGAUCCCCUGCCCUACCACACCCCUUAACUCUCAGGAGGAAGCCCUAUUCAUCUCUUCAACCCCUCUCUCUCCUUCUGGGCUCCAGUCUCCUGCUUUCUUUCCAAUGACAACUUGUCCCAUACCAGACAUCGAGACCCCUUUGAGCAAAUCCUCUUCAUCCUCCUCCUUCGAGAUCAUCGACUAAUUCAAAUGCGGAAUACUCUCUGACCAA
This is a messenger RNA of Moneuplotes crassus, 1629 nucleotides long. Lineage: Eukaryota; Ciliophora; Spirotrichea; Euplotida; Euplotidae. The record is from the annotation of a GenBank genome assembly.